UGUAACAAAGCAGACAACCUCCUUUGUUUCAUCAAUGUUCGACAAAACACAGAUUCAGUAACCAAACAACCUCAAAAAACCCGAAAUGGGUUUUCUUAGAAAAGCAUCAAAAACCUUAAAACAAUCAAACUAUGUUUCAUUGUUAUUCAAUUUCAACCCUUUAUCAAGUAGAAUAACCCAUGAACGAUUUUCCAUUACACGUGCACUUUUCUGUACACAGUCACGCCAAAACUACACCAAAGAAAAAGCCAUUAUAGAUUUGAGUCAGUACCCACCAGAGCUUGUGAGAAAUUUUUCAAUCAUUGCACAUGUUGAUCAUGGAAAAUCUACUCUUGCUGAUCGGUUAUUGGAGCUUACUGGUACUAUUAAGAAAGGACUUGGGCAACCUCAGUAUCUUGAUAAAUUGCAGGUCGAGAGAGAAAGGGGAAUCACGGUUAAAGCGCAGACAGCAACAAUGUUCUAUAAGAAUAUCAUAAAUGGUGAUGAUUUUAAAGAUGGAAAGGAGUCAUCUAAUUAUUUGUUGAAUCUUAUUGACACACCUGGGCAUGUAGAUUUCAGUUAUGAAGUGUCAAGGUCACUAGCUGCUUGUCAGGGCGUGCUUUUGGUUGUUGACGCUGCUCAAGGAGUGCAAGCGCAAACUGUUGCUAACUUUUACCUUGCCUUUGAAUCUAACUUAGCAAUUAUACCUGUCAUAAAUAAGAUAGAUCAGCCGACUGCUGAUCCCGACCGUGUUAAAGGCCAAUUGAAAUCGAUGUUUGAUCUUGACCCGAGUGAUGCAUUGCUAACAUCGGCUAAAACUGGGGUGGGUCUUGAACAUGUUCUUCCAGCAGUUAUAGAGCGUAUACCUCCGCCUCCUGGGAAGAGUGAAUCUUCUUUACGUAUGCUUUUGCUUGAUUCAUAUUUUGAUGAAUAUAGAGGGGUGAUAUGCCAUGUUGCUGUCGUUGAUGGUGCCCUGCGCAAGGGGGAUAAGAUUUCUUCGGCGGCCACGGGUAAAUCAUAUGAAGCUAUGGAUAUAGGCAUCAUGCAUCCUGAACUUACGCCUACUGGAAUCUUGUUUACUGGACAAGUUGGUUACGUUAUAACCGGCAUGCGGACAACCAAAGAGGCACGUAUUGGAGAUACAAUUUACCAUACUAAAAGCACUGUGGAUGUGGAACCUCUUCCAGGCUUCAAAGCAGCAAAACAUAUGGUUUUUUCGGGUCUUUUUCCAGCUGAUGGAUCUGAUUUUGAAGCACUCAGCCAUGCAAUAGAGAAGCUUACAUGCAAUGAUGCCAGUGUCUCUGUCACUAAAGAAACUAGCACUGCUCUAGGUCUAGGGUUCAGGUGUGGAUUUUUAGGCCUUCUGCACAUGGAUGUUUUUCAUCAAAGGCUUGAACAGGAAUAUGGAGCUCAUAUCAUCUCAACCGUUCCUACCGUGCCUUAUAUCUAUGAGUAUUCCGAUGGAAGCAAAUUAGAAGUUCAGAAUCCUGCUGCACUACCGUCUAAUCCCAAGCAACGAGUGGUAGCCUGUUGGGAACCCACAGUAAUAGCUACUAUAGUUAUGCCUAGUGAGUAUGUUGGACCUGUUAUCACCCUUCUCUCUGAGCGUAGGGGUGAACAGUUGGAGUACUCGUUCAUUGACAGUCAACGGGUUUUCAUGAAGUAUCGUCUUCCUUUGAGGGAAAUUGUUAUCGACUUUUAUAAUGAAUUGAAGAGUAUAACAUCAGGCUAUGCAUCAUUUGAUUAUGAGGAUUCAGAUUAUCAACCAUCUGAUCUGGUGAAACUUGAUAUUCUCUUGAAUGGUCAAGCAGUGGAUGCAAUGGCAACCAUUGUUCAUAACUCGAAAUCAUAUCGUGUUGGGCGUGAAUUGGUGGAGAAAUUGAAGAAAGUCAUAGACAGGCAAAUGUUCGAGAUAAUCAUACAAGCCGCCAUUGGGUCAAAAAUCAUUGCAAGGGAGACUGUUACAGCUAUGAGAAAAAAUGUUCUUGCCAAGUGUUACGGUGGUGAUAUUACUCGAAAGAAGAAGCUUUUGGAGAAGCAAAAGGAAGGGAAAAAGCGAAUGAAACGUGUUGGUUCCGUUGAUGUACCACAAGAAGCAUUCCAUGAACUAUUGAAGGUUUCGUAGAAGACGUUUGAAUAAAGUUGCACAUUAGAUUUUGGUUUUGUAAACUAUUGUUCUCAUAAAACUCAGUUGUGGAAGGAGAAUGCCACAUAAAACAAUAAGAAGAAAUGGUGAAAGCAAUUUACUUUGCAGCUUUCAUGGAAAACUAGUGUAUCUUUUAAAAUUUUCUUAUUUAUUAGUGAAGAUGAAAAAUUUUCUUACAAUUUAAUUCAUUUUCUUUCAUUUAUUAAUGUUCUAUAAUUGAAAUUGAGCUUCAAGAGACUGAUUUCAUUAUUAUAGCAAAAAAUUUGAGGUUGGAGAAAUGAAUUGUUGUCUUGUAGUUAAUGUAUCAGCCAUGAUCUUUUGUAAUAAACAUAUACUUCAUAUUAUUUUUAUUUAGUCAUUAGUAUAAAGUGUGACAAAACCCUGGUAGACUUUAGAGUCUCAGACUUUUCAAAA
Molecule: messenger RNA, 2539 nt
Organism: Medicago truncatula (barrel medic)
Lineage: Eukaryota; Viridiplantae; Streptophyta; Magnoliopsida; Fabales; Fabaceae
Product: translation factor GUF1 homolog, mitochondrial
Exons: 12
Coding region: 86-2104 (672 amino acids)
Biological process (GO): positive regulation of translation
Cellular component (GO): mitochondrion
Molecular function (GO): GTP binding; mitochondrial ribosome binding; GTPase activity
Source: RefSeq, a predicted model, not a curated record